AUGUUCGCACCCCUGAAGGGGAUACCCAAAGCCCCGUUCCGCAGCCCCACCACCCCCAGCAUGUUCAGCCCCCCCAGCAACCGCACACCCAUCGCCCCAGCACGGACACCCCUGCGCAAGGAGAGGGGGGUCAAGUUGUUAGACAUCUCAGAGCUCGAUAUGGUGGGAGCUGGUAGAGAGGCAAAGAGGAGGAGAAAGACUUUGGAAACCGAGGCUGGGGAGAAAGCUGCUAAAGAGGAGGCUGUGGUGGAGAAUGCUACCCCAGACUAUGCUGCUGGACUGGUGUCUACACAGAAACUGGGUGCGUUGAACAAUGAGAGCGCCCUGCCGUCUACGAGCUACCUGCCUGCUACCCCAAGUAUGGUCCCCUCCUCCUCCUACAUUCCCAGUUCAGAGGCACAGCCAGUGAACGCAGGUGGUUUGGGGCGUGACGCCCUGCAGUCAGGUCGCCAGCCUGAGGAGUCAGCCACGCCCGGUGCUGCUGCCACCACCACCACCCUCCCGGGCCAGUUCAAACAGAGGACGCCCAUGUACAACGCCAGCAACACUGCCACCAGCCCCACCGCCCCUGCCUCCCCCAGCACGCCAGCGAGCACCCCCGCCAGCAGCAACGGCCCCCCGGCCGCCGCCACCGCCACACAGCCCGAGACCCCCACCACGCAGCCCCCCGCUACCCUCCAGCCCCCGACGCCCAUGCCCCAGCCCAAGAAGAACCUCUCGCUCACGAGAGACCAGAUGUAUGCUGCUCAGGAAAUGUUCAAGACGGCCAACAAGGUGACCAGACCAGAGAAAGCUCUUAUCCUGGGCUUCAUGGCCGGAUCCAGAGAGAACCUGUGUCCGGAGCAGGGGGACAUUAUCCAGAUAAAGCUGAGUGAACAUACAGAGAUCCUGCCCAAGGCGGACGGCACGGGCAGCACCACCAUGCUGGUGGACACAGUGUUUGAGAUGAACUACUCCACAGGACAGUGGACCCGCCUCAAGAAGUACAAACCCAUCACCAACGCCUCCUGAGGUGGCUGCUGGCCUGCCUUUCGGGACUAAACACGCACACACACACACACACAUAUUUACAUGCAUGCGCAAGCAUCAACACACACAGGCCAAAUCUUCCUCUGGUGGCCAGGGACUUGUCACACACACUUGUGCAUACACACAUGGGCCAAAUUCAGUGCGUGAGCGGCUGGGGAGGGUUGAGUGGGAGGGAUAUGGUGGUACCGGUUAAGGGGGUAUGGCUCCCUCUUUUUCAAAGUUCCUGCAUUGCCAAAAGGCAGGGGGACCAUCAAUACUUUUUUUCCCCGUUGGUUUGUUUUUCUGUUUUGUUUCUGUUUUUAUGUCCCCUCAGAUUCCUGAUUUGUUUGGUAAGGGGAGGGGGGGUACAAAGUGUCUGGGGAAAGAAGAUUACUUAUACCUUAUUUUGAUAAGACACCUGUUUAACACUUGCUUUACUAUUAAAAGGUACAAGCAUGCCACAUGUCAAGGGAAAAAGUCGUUAUUACAACGGUCCGUGUUUUUCAUCGUGAGAAUGUAAAUAAUGUGACGUUUGCAGCUUCCUACUUUCUGUGGAAAAGAAUGAUGUGAGAAAAACAAAGAAAGGGAAAAGAGCCCAAACAGAAAUGUGACUGAGAGAAGGAUGAUGAUGAUUUGUUUCCUUUGUGCUGUCAAGUUCUGUUUUGGAACAGUCUGGAAUUUUUUUACGUUUUUCAUCCUUACCAAGAAGGGAAGAAAUAAAGUGAAAACGUUCAGAUUCCAGAGUGUUUAACGUAAUAGUCCUUCAGAACAUCUCUCCUCCUGACUCUAUUUCUAAGAUCAUGAUGAUUAGAGUAAAGGUGUUCUAUGGGAAAGACGCACCAUUGACACCUCCGUCCACACUGAUCUGUCUGAUUACUUGUCAAGACAGGUAGUUCAGGUGGCAUGGGUUGCACUAGAAUGACGGAACCUGUCGUAAGACAAUGCAGUCACACUGGUAUUCAGUACAGUAUGAAUCAGUGGCGGCUGGUCCGUUAGGGUGUUGGGGUGGCGCCCUAUAGUCCAAAAUAAGUAAAUACAAGUGCUGUAUCCUAUACAUUUUACUGUUUUAAUAUGUUCCUACUAUUGCUCUGAGGGGAGCAGGUUUUAGGGCCCAGGACGGCUACAUUGGAUUACAUUGACAGCUAGCGGUUCUGAGAAGAAAUGCACUGCUGCUUGAAGUCUAUUGCUCCUCUUGGGGCGUUGAGCUUGAAUGCCCUAGCUGCUCUGAUCCAACUCCAUUCAAACAGCAGACAUUAAUCAUGGUCAACAGAUGGCGCCAAAAUCACUUUCAUUUUCACAACAGACAGUGUCUCAUGGGGGAUUUGCGGCUGUGAGAGUAUACUGUAUAUGGCAUUACAAUCUGAAAUCAUGCAAACAGUAAUAAAGUAAUCCACAAUCAAUACA
This is a messenger RNA of Coregonus clupeaformis (lake whitefish), 2412 nucleotides long. Its product is annotated as negative elongation factor A-like. Gene Ontology annotation, cellular component: NELF complex. The transcript has 8 exons. The coding region runs from base 1 to 1011 and encodes 336 amino acids. The record is from RefSeq and is a predicted model, not a curated record. Lineage: Eukaryota; Metazoa; Chordata; Actinopteri; Salmoniformes; Salmonidae. Gene Ontology annotation, biological process: negative regulation of transcription elongation by RNA polymerase II.